Zerene cesonia (dogface butterfly) is the source of this 888-nucleotide messenger RNA. RefSeq lists its product as uncharacterized. The record is from RefSeq and is a predicted model, not a curated record. The coding region runs from base 133 to 888 and encodes 251 amino acids. NCBI's taxonomy places the organism in Eukaryota, Metazoa, Arthropoda, Insecta, Lepidoptera, Pieridae. The transcript is spliced from 5 exons.
AGUCGCGAGCGCGCAGACGCACGCGCCGCGCAGAGCUGCGGCGAGUGGCGACACGAGAGCGCGCACGUGACGUCAUUACAAUAAUCAAUAAUAUUCACUUGAUAAUUAACUAAUUGUGGUUAGUGAGGCAUUAUGUUGUUCUGCAUCCUGCUGCUAGCCGUCGUCCUCAGCGCCGCCCAGGAAGUUCGCAUCGGUGUAGUGGAGAGCCGGCCGGAGCGCGCGGCGCAGCUGGCGGCGGCGGUGGAUGCGGCGCUGCGGCUAGCGGGCGCGGCGCCGCCCGAGCCCGCUCCUGCCGCGCCCGCCGAGCCGCACGAGCCGCUCGCCGUGCCCGCGCACGUCUGCGCUCAGGCGAGCGAGGGCGCGCAAGCUACGCUGGGGACGAGCGCAGGAGGCGCGGCGGCGGCGCGCGCGGGGCUGCUACUGCUACUGGCGGAGCCAGGCGCGGCCGCCCGCCCCGACCCCGACCCCGCCGCGCUCGCCCUCUACCCACACCCGGACGUGCUGGCUGAGGCUAUCGCGGCGCUGUGCGAGGCGAAGGGGUGGCGCGAGGCGGUGGUACUGCACGAGGGCAGCGCGCGCGCCCUGCCGCAGCUGGCGCCGGCCGGGCGCGAGCUCACGUUCCGCGCGCGCCAGCUGCCGCCGCCGCACGACGACGACGCGCUGCGGAACCUGCUGCUCGUGCUGAAGAAGUGGGGCGCGGUCAACUUCGUCGUAUGGUGCGGCGCUCCCUGCAGCGUACGCGUGCUGGACGCAGCGCAGCGCGUGGGGCUGCUGGCCGAGCGCCACUCCUACCUGCUGCCCGCGCUCGACCUGCACACACUGCCGCUCGCUGAAUACAGCCACGGCGGAGCCAACAUCACCGAAUUACAUGAUCACCAAUACCUGUAA